AUGGAUAAGCUACCGGAAGAGAUCCUGAUUGAGAUACUCGACUAUCUCGAACCCCAGGAGCUCGUCUCCAUCCAGCUCACAUGUUCCACCUUGUCCAAAUUGGCACGUGCCAACCCGCUGUGGAGGCAGAAAUGCUUCGAAAAGUCCCCCAGUGCCUCCAUGAGGGCUACCAACAGUAUCUUGAAUACCCUCACCAGUGCUUUGCAAGGUCUGACUCUAUCAGAGCGCCCUCGUCAGUCACGCGGACCUCCUUCAAACGGUCAUGUCCCGGAAAGGUUAGGAGAAAGCGCCCGCGCUAGGGCCGUUAAUCAGUGGGAUCUCUCAAGCCAAGGGGAAAGGGUGGACUGGUACUCGGAGUACAAGGCGAGAUACGCUCCUUUGAGUGUCGAAUGGCUCGUCAACGACACCACGAGACACCUCGAGAUCAGAGGGAUUGCUUCUCUCGGCGCAACUGACAAAACCCUUGGCUAUUUGGAGGACGGAAGCAUCUGUAUCUGGGAUCUCAGUCGAGGUGCCUCGGGAAGGAGGAAAUUUCGAGAGUUGGGACGCAGCAAAGCAUCCAUACUAUUUGCUGACGCCAAUCAGCCCGGUGAGACUCUUGUGGUGGAUUGUGCGAGCACCUUCCCGUCACAGCAAAAGGCCUUCGUCGCCGUCGGUAAUGUGUUGAACGAGAUCGACCUCAACACUCUGUCUGUGGUGUCGCACGCAAAAUAUCCUUUCCAGAUAACUGCUCUCUCGCAGUCAGCCUAUCCUGACUUGCCAUUAACGGUCGGCACUCAGUGGAGCCUCCACAUCGUCGACCCACGCAUCCCCGUCAUUCCGACUUCUCCGUCUUCCCAUGAACACGUUGACGAAGUGUCGUGCACACCAGGGAGCUCGACGGCAAUCCUGCCCGAUAUGUCUGGAGAUUCGUCAAUGCUACCUGCCAUAUUCGGCACGUCGCCCUCACCGUCGUCCAAAGCCGGCCCCUCGACACGUUCUUCCGGAUCACCCAGUUGGCGCCCUUCCCAUCGCCUGCAGAAUCCUCAAUGGAUGGGUUAUGCCCGAGUCGAGCCUGGACCGCUUUCGAUCCUGCACCACGCCGAGAACGAAAUCCUCAUCUGUGGAAGAUUUCCCAGCAUCCUAUCCUACGACCGUCGAUAUUUCCCCCGUCUCCAAUAUGUCAUCCAUUCCAGCGCCAGCCUCUCAUCUCUGACAUCGAUACCCUACCCACCGGCUGGGGCAUCGGCCAACGUAGCGGGCGACGCCACUCUCGUCGCGUGCGGCGAGUACAGGGGCCGUGGAUCUCUGGAGCUUUACUCCCUUCCACACAUCAAGCCCGGACAACGGCAAUCCAACCCUGACAUCUCCACCAGUUCCAGCCCGUCCGAGGACGACGAGCUGGAUAUUACCAGGAACCGCAACCUGACCUCUGAAGACGGGUUGUAUAGCUACAAAAACCGCCAAGACGCGGCGAAAUCGAAGCUUUUGUCUGUUGCGUCGCACGGCACCAAGAUCGUCUUCUCCGACUCUGAGGGCGGACUGAAAUGGGUCGAGCGGGACGGCCACAGCCUCGUGCGCCGGUGGAACAUCAACGCCUUCUCGAUGGGCAGUCCUAACAACAACGCCGCCAUCGCGACCUCAGCGUCCGUGAGUGGCGACGCGGUCGCACGGAAAAUCAUCCCGCUCAACACCCUGGAUUCCUCGGAGCGCGGCCAUCGCGGCGACGCAGAUUUGUUGGUCUGGACCGGCGAGAAGAUCGGCGUCGUCACCUCGGACCCGCAGUUUCUGGACCACGAGGAAAUGGUCCGCGAGAUCGAGGCCGCCGACACUGAAGAGAAGCAGGCCAAGGAGGAACAGGUGAAAAAGGAGGAAGAGUACUCCAAGACCAUGCGCCGCGCUCUCGAGAGGCAGGCCGACGAGAGAAGAUGGAUGAGCCAGUUUAGACUUAAGAGGAGAGAUUAUUUCUGA
Molecule: messenger RNA, 1950 nt
Organism: Fonsecaea multimorphosa CBS 102226
Lineage: Eukaryota; Fungi; Ascomycota; Eurotiomycetes; Chaetothyriales; Herpotrichiellaceae
Exons: 1
Coding region: 1-1950 (649 amino acids)
Biological process (GO): protein polyubiquitination
Molecular function (GO): protein binding
Source: RefSeq, a predicted model, not a curated record